UAACGCUUUUCAUCAAAAGAGCUAUUCUCGUCAAAAGAUUUUUCGCAGUGUGGAAACAGUCUUCGGAUUUAAACUACCGUCUCAGUCCUGGAGUUUGUUGACACAACCACGUCAAAACAGCUGACGACGGUCGGCACGAAUCAGCGUAACGGUCCUUCGUCGAAUAAUCCGGCACAGGAAGGCCUAGCCGUUCGACCUACACAAGGUUACACAAAGAAAGGAGCAGAAUCGCGAAAUGGAGAUUUUAGGCGCCGUACAGUGCUACGAGUGGGGUAAGCUGGGCGACAGUUCGCUCGUGGCGCAGCUGGCCCGUGCGAACGAUAGUGGGUUGACGGUGGAUCCGAGCCGGCCCUAUGCCGAGCUGUGGAUGGGCGAUCACGUAAACGGCCCUGCUACGAUCAAGGCGACCGGUCAGUCGCUCACCGAGAACAUCCGGACAGAUCCGGUUGGCACUAUCGGGGGCGAGAAAGCCACAAGCUUGCCAUUCCUGUUGAAGGUACUGAGCAUCCGCAAGGCGCUCAGCAUUCAGGUGCAUCCGGACAAGCCGGAAGCAGAGAAGCUGCACCUACAGUUCCCGGACGUUUACAAGGAUCCCAACCACAAACCGGAGCUGGCGAUCGCACUCACCGACUUUCAGGCCUUGUGCGGCUUCCGUCCGUACCCGGAGAUUCUGCGGCUGAUUGAGAAAUGGGACCCACUGCAGACCCUGCUCGGAUCCGAAAUACUUGCCCGCUUCCGGGCGAAUCCCGACCGGCAGGCAGUACAGGGCGCCUACGAGCAGCUGAUGCGCAGCGAGCCGGAAGCACUGAACCGCUGCAUCGAUGCGAUCGCCGAACGGAUGCGGUCGGCACCGGCGGAAACCAAUGGCGAGCUGGUGGAGCUGUUCCUGCGCCUCGUCACCGAUUUCGGUCAUGAUGUUGGCGUACUGUCGAUCUUCUUUCUCAAUGUGCUGCGGCUGAAACCGGGCGAAGCGAUCUACCUCGCGGCGAAUGUACCGCACGCCUACCUCGACGGUGACUGUGUCGAGUGUAUGGCCUGCUCGGACAACGUGGUCCGGGCCGGGCUGACGCCCAAGUUCAAAGACGUCGAGACGCUGCUCCGGCUCGUCUCGUAUGAGUGCGGCCCACCGGCCGCGAUGCUGGCACGCGCUCGGUUGCUUCGCGAGGACAAACAACCGUACACGCGCACCUUCGUACCACCGGUGCCGGACUUUGCCGUGUCGGAGAUACGGCUGCCGGCCAGCGCUACCACCGGUGGCGCAUACACGCUGGACAACCCGGACACCGGUUCUAUACUACUCGUGGCUGGGUCGCGCAAGGCCAGCCUAACAACCGCAGAUGGACAGCAUCUCGCCGAUCUCAAGCUCGGUACCGUGUUGUUCCUGCCCAGUAGCACCAGCCGCACCCUUCAUCUAAAGCUCACCAACGACGACAACGACGACGAACCGUUUCUCGCUUUCCAGGCGAUGGCGAAUGGUUUUGCCGCCAACUCACCGUAGGAAGGUGCCGGGGGGUGA
Anopheles aquasalis is the source of this 1516-nucleotide messenger RNA. It is a transcript of the gene Mpi, whose product is annotated as mannose phosphate isomerase. Lineage: Eukaryota; Metazoa; Arthropoda; Insecta; Diptera; Culicidae. Gene Ontology annotation, cellular component: cytosol. Gene Ontology annotation, molecular function: mannose-6-phosphate isomerase activity; zinc ion binding. The record is from RefSeq and is a predicted model, not a curated record. Gene Ontology annotation, biological process: carbohydrate metabolic process; GDP-mannose biosynthetic process.